AUGAAACCACCGCAGCCGCCAUCUUCCCCAUCUCGAAAAGGCGAACAGUUUGGCCCGGAAGCAGAACUCCAAAUUCCGGAUCCCGCAGGUUCUUCCGGGGUCAUGACCCCAGGUUUUGAUUCAUUCAGUGUUAAGAUGGCAGCCUCCGCCGUAAAGAGGUUAGCCGCAUUGCGUUCCGGUACGGCUCGGCCUAUUGCGUUUAUCAGAAAAAUUCCUUGGACCGCGGCAACGAGUGAGCUCAGAGAACAUUUUGCACAGUUUGGCCAUGUAAGAAGGUGCUCUGUGCCUUUUGACAAAGAGACUGGCUUUCACAGAGGCAUGGGUUGGGUUCAGUUUUCUUCACAGGAAGAACUUCAGAACGCAUUACAACAAGAACAUCAUAUUAUUGAUGGAGUAAAAGUCCAUGUUCAAGCUCAAAGAGCAAAGAUUUUGCAUGGAGCUCAAACAUCUGAUGAAGAAAAAGAUUUCUGAGACGACCAGUGUACUGUCCAUUAAAUAAACAGAACUGAAACUUUUUCUACAUGUUUUUAUUUGAAAGGAGGUGCACUAAGCAAGACCUUAGUUUCCCCACGGCAUGGUAGAAGAACAGGGCAAAUGCAUCUGCUAGCACAGCUCCCAUGUGUGACCAUUAUCCCAGUAACUAUUUGGGGUGAUGUCAUUCAUAAAGUUUAUUCAAAGUUCUUACAGAAAAUUUAAACCCUGGACUCAUAAGUGUGGCAUACAAGGAAGUAGUAUCAGUUCUGUGUGGGGCAGUGUUUUCUUUUAAGUGCUGCAAGAUUGGAGAAGCACAAACAUAACCCAUCCUUUAAAAAAAAAAAAAAAAAAAAAAAACCUACUCCGAAAUAGAAUAGUCAACGCCCCUAUCUCCUGAAUAAAAAGGAGUGCUGGGAUCUAUCAACAAGGUUUUUUUUUUUUUUUUUUUUUUUUAAUUUUUUGUUUUUAAAACAG
Messenger RNA from Apodemus sylvaticus (European woodmouse), 948 nucleotides. It is a transcript of the gene Slirp, whose product is annotated as SRA stem-loop interacting RNA binding protein. Gene Ontology annotation, biological process: positive regulation of mRNA splicing, via spliceosome; spermatogenesis. The record is from RefSeq and is a predicted model, not a curated record. Gene Ontology annotation, molecular function: poly(G) binding; mRNA 3'-UTR binding; poly(U) RNA binding. The coding region runs from base 1 to 471 and encodes 156 amino acids. Lineage: Eukaryota; Metazoa; Chordata; Mammalia; Rodentia; Muridae. The transcript is spliced from 4 exons.